GAUGCAGUGACUGACCAUGCAAGGCGAUGAAACUAGUGCGGGCACUGACAGAAGACACCCAAGCGUCAUCUACUGUCUAGCGAUCUGUGCUACGGUCAGUGGCUUUCUGAUGGGUUACGACACAGGAAUCAUCAAUGGUGCUGUGAUCCUGAUUGACGAACAGUUCACAUUGACGGACCUCUGGAUUUCACUCAUCGUAUCCUCCACCAUCUUUUCAGCUGCAAUGUUUUCUUUCGUUUCUGGUGCGCUCGCGGAUACAAUAGGCCGUAAGUUGACGAUAAUGAUCUCAGGAGUUGUAUUCAGCAUAGGCGGAGGUAUCAUGGGGGUUGCCAAUGGUACAGAAAUGCUGCUUGUUGGAAGACUUGUAGUUGGGGCGAGUAUAGGAAUUGCGUCUUCAGUAGUACCAGUGUAUGUGUCAGAAUGUGCCCCAGCGGACAUCAGGGGUCAACUCAUUACAAUGUACCAGUUGUUCAUCACUGUUGGCAUCAUGGCGUCUGCUCUUCUGGCAGCAGGACUACAAGAACUGAAAGAGAGCGGCUGGAGGUGGAUGUUGGGCUCAGCAGCUCUACCUGGAAUGUUUCAAUUUAUAUUCUUCAUUUUACUUCCUGAAUCCCCCAGGUAUCAGAUGAUGAGAGGCCAAACUCUGCAGGCACUGAACACACUCAGACGGAUACGUGGCCUGGAGAAUGUUGAGAAGGAGAUGUUGGACAUUCAACAAUCUUUGGACGAAGAAGAAGCAGGAAAACAUGUCUCUGUGCUGGCCAAGAUGCUGCAAACUCCACAUGUCAGGAAAGCCUUGUUCAUCGGCUGUUCCCUGCAGAUGUUUCAACAGUUUUGUGGUAUCAACACAGUCAUUUAUUACAGCGCCACCAUUUUGAAAUAUGCUGGCUAUGCUAGAAAACAGGCGCUGUGGUUGGCUUGCAUUCCUGCCACCUUCAAUUUCCUGGCCACUUUUAUUGCACUUUGGGCAGUGGAGACAACAGGGCGGAAAAUGAUUUUGGCUUUCAGUUUCGGCGCUAUAGCUGGUGCCUUGGGCGUCAUGUCUUUCGGCUUCGCUAUGGUCCAUCUGGAGUCUCCACCAGCUUCGUCUAGCUUCGAAGAAAACCCUAUGGAGGACCUAUGCAGUCAGUAUCACACUUGUGAAGAGUGUAUCUACGACAAGCUUUGCGGCUACUGCGCCAGCAACACGGACGACGAUGAGCCACUGAAUGGCUCCUGCAUCAGCACCGACAUUGGCGACAAGCAAUUCGCCUUGUGGGGCAAAUGUUCUUACUCCAACAUCUCCAACUCCUACAAGAGGAAUGACGUCAUGUGGGUGUACGGACUGUGUCCGUCUGUCUUCUCGUUCUUUGCAGAGGCUGGGCUCAUCCUGGUGGUCCUCAGCUUUGCUCCAGGUGCUGGCCCCAUGCCAUGGACAAUCAACGCUGAGAUCUACCCCUCCUGGUGUCGGGGAAUGGCAAACUCCCUAGCCACGCUUACUAACUGGACAUGCAAUUUGAUUGUCUCCUUCAGUUUCCUGACACUAAAAUACUAUCUGUAUAUGUGGGGAACAUUUUUACUUUUCGGCUUAGCCAGCGUGCUGGGCUCCUGCUUCGUGGUUCUCUACGUGCCAGAGACCAAAGGCAAGACGCUGGAGGAGAUUCAGUUGGUGUUCAUGAACAAGCAGGAGAGACAGGAGAGCAUGCCGUCCAGCGAAUCCCAGGAGUCCCAGUCAAGUAGAAUGCCCGAGGAACUAAUGCAGAAAAAAUGCAAGUCUGUUGGCUGGCUGCCCGUAUAUAGGACGAGCAGCAGAGGGUCCACAGAGCUAGAGUAGAUGGUAGUCAAUCUUUUCAGAAGUAGUCGAGCACUGCAGAGCUAGAGUAGAUGGUAGUCAAUCAUUUCGGAAGUAGUCGAGCACUACAGAGCUAGAGUAGAUGGUAGUCAAUCUUUUCAGAAGUAGUCGAGCACUGCAGAGCUAGAGUAGAUGGUAGUCAAUCUUUUCAGAAGUA
This is a messenger RNA of Biomphalaria glabrata, 1988 nucleotides long. RefSeq names its product proton myo-inositol cotransporter-like. The record is from RefSeq and is a predicted model, not a curated record. Gene Ontology annotation, cellular component: membrane. Bases 17 to 1813 code for a protein of 598 amino acids. Lineage: Eukaryota; Metazoa; Mollusca; Gastropoda; Planorbidae. The transcript has 12 exons. Gene Ontology annotation, molecular function: myo-inositol:proton symporter activity. Gene Ontology annotation, biological process: transmembrane transport.